AUGGCAGACCAGGAUCUGUUUAUUGUGGCCAAGAGGAUGCAGUUCAGUUCGCGCUACUGCGAGAACCGCAUUCGGCGAAUUGCUUUGAAUUUCGGCCUUUCACCUACAGCCGCGGCCAAAAUUCAAUACAUCACAGACCUUCCUUUACCCUUGCUUUUGAAGGUUGUGAAAUACUUAAUGACUACUGAGUGCACGAGUCUGAUUCGGGAGGAAAUGAACAUGAAAAUCUUGAUGUGCCCUGCUCUGGAGCUCUACUUGGCGCUUGGUCUCAAGGUCAUCGACUUGACCGCCUUUUUGUCUUUCUGUCCGAUUCGGCUGAAAUACCAAUAUUUAAAAUCGGCAGUGAUUAGGAUUUCGCAGUUUACUCCCAAUAUAGAAGAGCUUUUGGUGUCGAGCAAAACCCCGCGGUUCUACAGAAAAUUCGAUUUGCUCGUGGAUGCUGAGAUGUUGAAGGCGCUGUACCAGCUUACAAAUCUGCGGGUCCUUCAGCUGGAUGAAUGGUGCUGCUUCGAAAUAAAAGACGUUUUCCAACUGUGCGAAAAUCUACCAGGCCUGCAAAUCCUCAGCAUCAACUUCCCAGACAGCUUUGACGACUACGACGAUUUUGAUACUGAUCGAGUCGAAUGUGCGGCAGUAUUAAAAAGAUGCAUGUCGAAUUUGAAAGAGUUUAUCUACACGGCAAGGAACAAUGGCACUCUUAGAACAGAGUGCAUGAGGAAGAGGAAUCUUUCGAAUUUGCACGUUAUACAUCAGUAUUCUGAGCUCUUCCGUCCGAAAGAAGAUUACGACCCCUCUACUCCAAAUGAAGUAGUUCCUGGAUACUCAAAUCUGCGACACUUAAUGAUUCAUAUCAAUGUUUUCUACGACUACCCGCCAGAGAAGGACAUACACAUAACACAUCCUCACGUCACUGACUUGAUGAUGCAUUGGUAUGAAAACCCAGAUUGGACUUGGGAGGGUUUGAAUUACAUUCUGCAGUUCACCAAAAUUGAGAGCUUGACUAUGCUCGACUUCCCUACCGAGGUUAUGUUCCGCUUUAUUGACACCUUCGGAGCUAAAUUAAACGCACUGAACAUCCAACACGACGACCGCCAGAUGGAACCGUUCCUGAAUUUAAAUUACAUUUUCACUGCAUGCCCUUUGCUUGAGAGACUACGGCUGUGGCUAGUCAUCAACGACCCAGAACCGAUCACAUUUUACGCUCGUCUAAAAGAAGUCGAAUUGAAUUUCUCGUUCCCGGAUGGAAGCAGGGACGAGAUGGUGAAUAUUUUGAGUGCGCCAGACUUUGAGAAAGUCAUCCUGAGCGACCCCUGCCUCGAAGAUCUGAUUAAACUAACUUCAAAAGUGGCCGAGAAAGAAAUCCUACAGAAGCUUAAGACUCUCGUCAUAGAUCUGGACGUCGAAUCCUUUGCACUUUUCGUCGACGUGGACCAAUUUAAUGGAAUCGUUGAGUUCAUCAAAUGCGCGGCAGCGUGCCUGAGCAAUUUGACGACCUUGAAGUUCUACUUGAAUGAUCGAAGGAGUGAAUAUUCCACGCUUGCAAAAAGUUUGAGGAAUGGAAGGACAACUAAUGAAGAGUUUCCAGAAGUGACUGCCUUUUUCUCCGGCGCUAAUAUUAACAACGAAUCAAUCAGCUGGUUCGUGGAUGAAAAACUCAUAAGCAUUCUCGACAGUUAUACUGAAAGUGGAAUUUUGAUCGGAGAGAAAAUUAAAUAUGUUUAUUAA
Messenger RNA from Cloeon dipterum, 1725 nucleotides. RefSeq lists its product as uncharacterized. The record is from RefSeq and is a predicted model, not a curated record. Lineage: Eukaryota; Metazoa; Arthropoda; Insecta; Ephemeroptera; Baetidae. Bases 1 to 1725 code for a protein of 574 amino acids. The transcript has 5 exons.